AAUUCAGGCGUUUAUUUUGAAGGUUUCCUCAUUACCAUAGAAAAGUGACGUCAUCGCCAGUACUGCUAGCAGAAUAGUAGUGGGGGAGUGCGAACCGAGGGUAGUGAGGUAGGAGAGAGGAUGGUAAAUUAAAAACGCGAUCAUCGAUGAAUUAAGUGUGUGUGAGAUGGAGCAGCAAAACCAUUUCAAGCAGCUGUUGCUGCAGCUCAACCAGCAGCGAGCCAAAGGGUACCUGUGUGAUGUCAUCAUCGUGGUGGAGAAUGCGCUGUUCCGCGCCCAUAAGAACGUCCUGGCGGCCAGCAGCGUCUACUUCAAGUCGCUGGUCCCCCACGAUAACCUGAUCAACCUGGACACUGAGAUGGUCAGCCCCUCAGUCUUCAGACAGGUAUUGGACUUCAUCUAUACAGGUCGUCUGUCCAGUUCUGACUCUGUCAGUGACCACAGUGUCUCGUCCCUCCUGACCGCCGCCUCCUACCUCCAGCUGACAGAACUAGCUGCUCUCUGUCGGAGGAAGCUCAAAAACAAUGGACAGACCCCCUCCAGCUCCAACAAGUUGACCACCUCCCCAACCCCCAAUGGACACACGCCUGGCCCCCUCCGCCUCUCCUCCACCCCCCUCAGAGCAACCCCCAGCCACCAUAACAACCACUCAGGGUCCAGGAAGGGCAACCUGAGGAACCAGAGAUGGGGCCAGGAGGGGAGGCUGAGAGAGGAUCUCUCCGAGGAGGAGGUGUUUAUUUCGGGCUCGCGGUGUGCUUCCCUCAGCCCCUCUGGAGGAAGUAGGGUUAAUGGGCUGGCUCUAGGACUGGACCUGUCCAAGAGGAGUCCAUCAGGAAGCACCGCCACAGAGGAAGUGUCCCCCAGCAGUCUCCCCCAAAGCUCCUCCCCCCACUCCUCAUCUGUUUCUCCCACUCCUCCCACCACGGCAGAGCCUAGGGAGAACCAGAGGCAGCUUCCAAAUACCUCCACAGACCUCUUGCCUAGGGCCCCUUGCAAGAGACCCCGAUCCCACAGAGAGGCCACCAACCUGGGAGAGACGGGCAAGGCACUGCACAAGGGCCUAGUAAAGAAACCAGGGGCCCCAGGGCACGAAAAGCUGGUCAGAGGGGAUAGAGUGACCCCAGAGCUGGAGGAUGGGGAGGUGGAUGGAGAGGAGAAUGGCCAGGACCAGAGUGAAGAAAGUGGGCACAGUGGGAGUGAGGGAGGAGGAGGAGGAGCUGGAGGUAAGAGAAAUGGGAACACCAACUAUAUCUACCGUCAGCCCCAGCCAGGGUUUGAGCCAGGUGUGGGGGACAAUCUGUACGUCUGCAUCCCCUGUGGGAAAGGCUUCCCCAGCUCCGAGCAGCUUAACGCCCACGUCGACACACACACCCAGGAUGAAAUCUACCUCGAAGAAGAGGAGGAAGAAGAGGAGGGUGGUGGAUACCUGAAGGACGAAGACCCUGACAUCUAUGCAUCACGGGGGGUGGAGCCUGGCGCUGACGAACCUCGGCAUCGUUGCACAGUCUGCAGUAAGACCUGCAAGGACGCUGUGUCGCUACGGGAACACGAGAAGAGCCAUUGGCUGAACCGGCCGUUCCCCUGUAACAUCUGUGGCAAGUUGUUCACCCAGCGAGGCACCAUGACCCGCCACAUGAGGAGCCACCUGGGCCUCAAGCCCUUCGCCUGCGAGGAGUGCGGCAUGCGCUUCACACGCCAGUACCGUCUCGCCGAGCACAUGCGGGUCCACUCGGGGGAGAAGCCCUACGAGUGCCAGCUGUGUGGCGGAAAGUUCACCCAGCAACGCAACCUCCUCAGCCAUCUAAAGAUGCACACCUCGCCCUCAUAGAGGACACUUCACCAUGGUUACUGCAGCUGGACCACAGCUAUCUGGGCUCUAUUAGGCUGUCUGCCUCAUCUUCAGAUGCUAUCUGGUGUUGCUGUUACCCAUAGUACCUCCUCACCCUUGUAAACACACCUGGGUUCUACCUCAACUUUAGAAACUCACCUUGAAAGGAAUGACCCCACCUUUAUAACCACUCCUCCUGAGUAACUCUGCUCCUUUACUUUAUCUCAACCUCUUAACAACCAUCACCCAUACCUCAAAUCAACCUUCACCCAUACCUCAACCUCAUAACAACCUUCACCCAUACCUCAACCUCAUAACAACCAUCACCCAUACCUCAACCUCAUAACAACCAUCACCCAUACCUCAACCUCAUAACAACCAUCACCCAUACUUCAUAACAACCAUCACCCAUACCUCAUAACAACCAUCACCCAUACCUCAUAACAACCAUCACCCAUACCUCAUAACAACCAUCACCUGUACCUCAACAACUGAACAACCAUCACCCAUAGCCUCACCCAUGACGACUGUUCCUCUGACUUGCCUCAACCCCAUUUUACUAAUACCAACCAUUGCAUCACCCUCAGAACCCCAUCUUACUAAUACCAACCAUUACGUCACCCUCAGAACCUCAUCUUACUAAUACCAACCAUUACGUCACCCUCAGAACCCCAUCUUACUAAUACCAACCAUUACGUCACCCUCAGAACCCCAUCUUACUAAUACCAACCAUUACGUCACCCUCAGAACCUCAUCUUACUAAUACCAACCAUUACGUCACCCUCAGAACCCCAUCUUACUAAUACCAACCAUUACGUCACCCUCAGAACCCAUCAUAAAAUCCACAUAGCCAGCCAGCCAGCCAGAUAUACUGGCCAUCUCAGGGUCAACACACCACACCUCGCCAUCUGCCAAAGACUCCUUCCCAUCCCAGGUGGCUCAAACGUGUUUUGAUGAUAGCUUUUAGCAUCCAACUAAACUAGUCCUCCCAGGGUGUCAGUUCUGUGCCUCCAGGCUGCUGUAGCUGUCUCUCGCUGGUCAAUGUGUGACCUCAAUGCCUCUACUACCUCAUUAUAAGACACAUACUGGACCCCAGGCAUGACUGGCUAACAGUCAGUAGUAAUAGUAUGCUCUCCAGCUAGAUGGAACAGGUUAGUCAUCCUAUCCUCUGUAUAUAAUAAUACAUUUUCACCUCCACAUACACAGCCUGUUUGAAACUUGCCGUUAUUAGAAAUUGAUCAGGGGUAUUCUUAACGCAAUGAUGUUUACUUUACUGUUGGUUUACAGGUCAGGGUUUGUAUUGUAUGUGAAGUCUUGAAAAAGCCAAACUUGGGGGGGUUAAAUGUUUUGAGAACUUAUUGCUGCGCUUUUGUGAAUGUUUAAACUGGGUAUUUCUACUUUGGGCCUGGGAGGGGUGGGGAUAUUUUCUGUGAGGCAUCAUACUCUGGUGGUACUGUUGUGUUUUGUGUGUAGCGGGUUUUUUUCUUUAAAGGGCUGGUCUACUGAGACAGGUGGCCAGUAUCCCUGUAUUACGUUUGCUUUUGGUUUUCAACAAGUUCCUCCUAUCUCUUAAAGAGAUUCUCCGGUACUUUUGUAUACUUUUUAGCUAGUAGUUCUAAAAGUCAUGCUCACCAGCCAAAAGUGGUCCCUGAAAAAUGCUUACUACGUCAUUGUAUGUGCAGAUAUGUUCACCACGUCAUUGCUCUCUUGCUCUGCUGUGUGUGCAUCUUGCUAGCUGUCACUCAAAUGGCGAGGGACUGAAGCUCAUUGGCUAGAACUCGAAUUGCAAGCGGGCUGGCCCACAGGGGAGAAAAUGUAGGGAAAAUGGCACAGCACAGUUUCCAGAAAAACAGUCGCUUUCAAACUAGGGAUUUCGUGGCAAAUUGAGGUAAAAUAGUAUUUCUGCUCAUAGAUUAUGCAUGUAUGAACUACAUAUUGACACUUCCAGCCCAAAGCUGGAGAUUUAAAAAAACACUUAGCCAAAGUUCCAGAGCAUGUCUUUAAUGCUGUGAGGAGAGCAUAGCUUUCUGGACAGUGUAUUACUAGUGUAUGACAGAGCUGAAACUGCUACGAGAUUGUAUAUUGAAAUCCAAAGAAAACUAAUACAAAACCAACAAACUUAACAACCAAAGUCUUUCAAUGUCAAAGUGAAGUUGUACCCAUGUUAUUAUGUCUACGGUAUAGUCCACUCCUAGUUCCACACAAACAGCCAUGUGGUUGGAAUUACCAAUGUUGAUUGGACCAACCUCACUUUAUGGUCUUACAUUAUCUUUACUCUGUCCUCAGGAGGACUACAUUUACAUGUCAUUUCAGACCAAAAAUCUAAGACUGUUGUAUGACUCCGUUUUGGACUAGUAUUUAAAUCCUCUUUCCUCCAUGUUUAUCGCUCAAUUGUUGAAAGAAAGUCAUUUUUUACACCAGAAACAUGUAUAUUACUCCUCAACUCAGGAACCAUUGCUGUCAGGGUCUGGCAUCUAUACAGUCCAUAUCAACACUCUCUCUGGUUGUUUUGGUUGAGGCAUUUAGAAUGUAAUAUGUCGACAACUCAAAUGAAAGAGAGCCGAGAGCAACAUGUUUGAGCUGUGACAGGGAUACUUCUGACUCGUAUCUUCAGGGAGUGUUCGUUGUGUUGUCAAACAGUCUGCACCGUCAAAUGUCUGUGCGGGAAAGCAUAAACACAAGAGAUUUUUUUACAGGGAGAGGGUGGUGAUUAUCUUCUUUCAAAUAACUGCGUGAUGAAAUAUCAAUUUUACUAUUUUAGCUCUUGAAUGUUAUAUCAGCAUGCAUUUGGUCAACAAACCCUUUAUCUAAUGAGAUUGUUCUAUUUUGUCUGUUGCUGUCCCUCUGUUUAGGAAGUUGUUUGCAGAAACUUAGUGUUGAUGUCUAUUGAUUAUUCACGAAUGUAUUUAUUAGUUGGAUCCUGUUUUAAGCCUCUUUAUGAUAACUCAGUGGAUGAUAGUCAUGGGCUUUGCUACUUUGUUACUGCUCAUCCAGAAAAGAAAUAUGUUAAAUAGCUGCACCGUCAGCGUUUCUGCUGCUGAACGCGAGCGGAUUGACUAGCAAGGAAACGUGCGGUGUUGCGCUAGCUUAGUUCAUUCAGUGUGUGUCGCAGCGUGGAUUAAAACAGACAUGGCAAAGCAAGCUGUUCUGCUAAUACUUCAGUUUCUUUUGGUACUUUCAAAGAUUUAGGACUACGUUAAUUCAUCAGUUCUUGAUCUGUCCUCGGCUGCUAAUGGUGUGAUAAUAGCCUCCUAGUCAGUUCGCCAAUGACGACAAGGCAUAUUGAAUGAAUGGUAGACCUGAACUGAGAAGGAAGAUUGAUUAAUUAAGUCAUGGAUGGAGAUCUGAAACAAGCUCGUAUAGGGGCGGCAGGUAGCCUAGUGGUUCGAGCGUUGUGCCAGUAACCGAAAGGUUGCUGGAUCGAAUCCCCGAGCUGACAAGGUAAAAAUCAGUCGUUCUGCCCCUGAACAAGGCAGUUAACCCCCCUGAACAAGACAGUUAACCCACUGUUCAUUGUAAAUAAGAAUUUGUUCUUAACUGACUUGCCUUGUUAAAUAAAGGUUACAUUUAAAAAAUAUAUAGGCCUUGUUCAGGUGUUCCAUGAUUAUUCAAUUUACAGUAGACUAGGUCUACUAUAUUGCAUCUAUUAAUUGAACUAGGCCUAUUCAGAAUUUGUCGCCCACCCCCCCAAAAAAAACCUAAGACGCCAACUUACAUUUUCACUAUACUAUCCAUAUAAUGACAGCUAAUAGAAUAAUCAUUACCCCUAAAUUUAACCUAUUAUAAAUGUUACAAAGUAAUUGAGAACCACUCAAAAUUCAGUCAGGAUCAACUACUGCGUUGGCUACAUUGUAUUGAUAUAAUUACAUUUUCUAAGUUUCAGAAAAUUGCAGUUUUUCAAAAAAGCUAAACGCUCCAACUUUCAGAUGGGGUCACCUCCCCCUUACCUGACCUCAGGCCUACAUUAACACCUCCUUGUCAGAAAAUUCUAGGGAGAUCCCUGGUUUGUAAAUUAAACUUCUUAGCCAAAACCAAGCACUGAUGAGUCUAUAGCCUACCAUUCGUACUGAGGCAGUCUUCUGCCAACGUCAUUAUCAGGCAAAAAAAAAAAGGUACAUUUGUCUCGGAUCUGAGCGUGGUGUCGCACACGAGCCGUCGUGGGGUCCAGGGGCGUCGCUGUCUCGCUGAAGUGUAACUCGUAAAGAUUCUUCAAGGUUGGCAGGUUUUUGGGCUAAGUUAACCCCAAACAACUUGAUGACUACAUUGUGAGAGUGCCAUAGUAUGAUAUCUUUGGUGAAAUGUCCCUUUUUAAAACAUUAAAAUAGCCAUAAACCACAUCAAGCUCCGAUCCCAAGACACUGGAGGCGGGGGGGAUUUAAUGUACUGCUCCUGAGGCGUUUUGACGUGUUUUAUACCACUUUUAUCCCAAAGGAAGAAGAAUACAAAGAUGACAUGUUUUUACUGUGCUGCAUUGUUUCCUGUGCUGUUUUGUUUUUUGAGAAUGUGAUCUGUGUUUAUUGUCAUGUCAUCUGUUUUAUAUGCUAGUUUAUCCAUUGGAAUGGGAACCCCAACUCGUGGUAGACACUAUGUAUUGUACCCUACAGAAAGCAUUGUUUUUUUUCCAAAGCAACUUCUGUUGAAGGCUGGUAUUGUUACUAGUACAGAGAUGCUUCUUGUUUAAUCUCUAUCAGAAAACCAAAGGUGUCUAUGGCAGCUUUAAUAUGUACGUAGUAGUCACACAUUGCCACUACAAAUCCAAACCAAGCCACGAAUGAAUCCACCCAAAAGCAAUGUAAUUCCUAAGACUACUGGGCUAAAACCAUGUCAAAGCUGCAUCUAUGUAUUCAUUUACUUAUGUCUGUUUUUGUAGAACGAGUUUCUCUGUUCUACAAAAUAUUUGCUCAAUUAUAUUUUCUGUCUUAAUUGAACAUGCUUGCAGACAACUCCAAAGUUGUUUUAAUUCCUCAGUUUGUGUUCAGGAGUUUCUUUAUCCGUGUGGCUCACACACUGCACCGUCACAUGAUUCAGAAUCCACUGGUCAACCUACAGUCUUAAUGUACAGAUAUGGGAAUGUAAUCUAAUAACAAUAUUUUAAUUAAACUUGAUUAGAAAGAA
Molecule: messenger RNA, 6943 nt
Organism: Oncorhynchus mykiss (rainbow trout)
Lineage: Eukaryota; Metazoa; Chordata; Actinopteri; Salmoniformes; Salmonidae
Product: hypermethylated in cancer 2 protein
Biological process (GO): regulation of transcription by RNA polymerase II
Cellular component (GO): nucleus
Molecular function (GO): protein binding; DNA-binding transcription factor activity, RNA polymerase II-specific
Source: RefSeq, a predicted model, not a curated record